GAUUUAGAUCAAUUUGAUGUGAUAGAAACUCAAGAAUCCUUAAUAACCGGCCUUCAUAACAUUCACUAUGCAUUUCUUGAAAAUAAUCUGAAUAACUCUUUUGGUACUGGAAUAGAUGCUGUGCUUGAAAUUUACCAUCACAUUUUGAAGGAUUUUAGGCAUCAGUUAUUGCAAGAUAUAGAUGAAUGUUUUGAGGAGAGAAUUGUUCAUCAUGCUGGUUGGCGUAUCUUGUGCAUGUUAAAUAAAUGCUUCAUUAUAGAAAAUUAUAUAGUCAAUAGUCACAGUACAGCUUUUCAGACAGUUCCUAAUGAAAUUUUGGUGCCAAGUCUCUCCAUAAUCGCUGAUCUAAAAAAAAUUGAAAAAACUGCUAAUAUGAUCGACGCUGAAUCUAUCAAUGAAAUAAUAAAUGUCAUUAAGAGUCUUUCAAAAAAAAUUGAUGUAAACAUGGUUCAUAUAGUCGAAGGCCUUUCAAGUGUUCUUAAUUAUGCGAAGAGAAUAAUAUCCAUUCCUGAUAAGAUUCGACUCGAAGAUCUGUUAAAUCCUGAUGAUGAUGAUCAUACUGAAUUUUUUGACAAUGGUUGUUAUUAUGACUGUAAUGGCAAGAAAAUUGGAUUGAGUCUCGAAAUCAUUAAGCAACUUGUUCAGAUUUACUUGUCAUCAUAUUUAUCGAUAGUGAAUAUUUUGAUAAAUGAUGUAAAUUCAAGGAAUGAACUGAUUUGUGAAAAUACACGUCAAGUACUAACUGAUACUCUAGAAUUGUCUAAAGAUUUUACACCUUCGGUGAAAUUAGUGGACCGCAUGUUCAACUUGUAUGUUAAUAACGACAACGAUCUUAUAAAUUAUAUGAAUCAU
Messenger RNA from Dentiscutata heterogama, 852 nucleotides. The record is from the annotation of a GenBank genome assembly. NCBI's taxonomy places the organism in Eukaryota, Fungi, Glomeromycota, Glomeromycetes, Diversisporales, Gigasporaceae.